Messenger RNA from Cucurbita moschata (crookneck pumpkin), 528 nucleotides. Its product is annotated as heat shock protein beta-11-like. The transcript has 2 exons. The record is from RefSeq and is a predicted model, not a curated record. NCBI's taxonomy places the organism in Eukaryota, Viridiplantae, Streptophyta, Magnoliopsida, Cucurbitales, Cucurbitaceae. Bases 55 to 405 code for a protein of 116 amino acids.
AGAGAAGUUAGAGCGAAGAGAAAUUAGAAUUAUCAGAGAGGAAAAUCGAACGCAAUGUCGAUGGAUCCUUCAUCCAAAACCUUUCAGGAUAUUACGCCUCAAAUCAAGUGCAAAUAUUAUCCCGGGUUUCAUGUUCUUACCGUCGCCGUCCAAGAUUUCACAAGCAACGAUCUGAAAGUUCAGGUGACAUGCACCUUAAAGUUGAGGAUCAGCGGCGAACGAAGGGUCAACUGCGGCAAGUGUAUCCGAUUCCGCAAGGAAAUCGAUAUUCCAGCCGACGUCGAUAUUUACAAGAUCUCUGCCAAGUUGGAGGGAGGCAUACUCUCAGUGAGGCAGCCCAUGAAAGCCUCCGAUUGUCCUAUAAAUGUCUUAUCAUGUCCUAUAAAUGAUUGUCCAAAGACGUGAUUUCUAUAGACCUCUUCAACUAUUACAUCUCAGUGAGGCAGCCCAAGAAAGCCUCCGAUUGUCCUAUAAAUGUCAUUUGAUUGUCUUAUAAAAAUAUUUUAAAUGAUUGUCCUAUAAAUGAUU